Orbilia oligospora ATCC 24927 is the source of this 1254-nucleotide messenger RNA. RefSeq lists its product as uncharacterized. Gene Ontology annotation, molecular function: acetyl-CoA C-acyltransferase activity. Gene Ontology annotation, biological process: phenylacetate catabolic process; fatty acid beta-oxidation. The transcript has 4 exons. The record is from RefSeq and is a predicted model, not a curated record. Gene Ontology annotation, cellular component: peroxisome. Lineage: Eukaryota; Fungi; Ascomycota; Orbiliomycetes; Orbiliales; Orbiliaceae. The coding region runs from base 1 to 1254 and encodes 417 amino acids.
AUGGCAGACCGACUUAAGAACGUAUUGAACCACCUCAACCCUGGCGUCUCAUCAGGACGUGCCGCUGUGCUGUCCAAGAACCCAGAUGAUAUCGUCAUCACUUAUGCGACCCGUACAGCCCUUGCGAAGGGUGGUAAGGGUUCGUUCAAGGAUACACCGCUCGAGAACCUGCUAUUGCAGCUCUUGCAAGGUGUCAUCAAGAACUCCAAUAUCGACCCCGUGCUCGUUGAGGAUAUCGCCUGCGGCAAUGUCGCUGGUACAAACAUGGCCAACAAGAUCAGAAUGGCCGCAUUGACCGCUGGGUUUCCAAAUACAACGGCCGCACAUAUUGUUAACAGAUUUUGCUCAUCUGGAUUGUUGGCCAUUCAGGAUAUUGCCCAGCAAAUCGCCGGCGGCUCAAUUGAUAUUGGUAUCGCGAUCGGUGCUGAGUCCAUGACUGAGAACAGCAAGAUCAGAGACCCAUUCUCUGCUUCUGCUGAGAUCUCUGCCAACCAGGAGGCUGAGGACUGCAAACAGCCCAUGGGUCAGACAUCCGAGAACGUCGGAAAUGAUUUCGGUAUCACCCGUGAGAUGCAGGACAGAUACGCCGCUGAGUCUUACAAGCGUGCCGAAGUCGCCCAGAAGGCCGGUUGGUUCAACGAUGAGAUCUUGCCAGUCACCACUGUCGUCGUUGAUCCUAAGACCGGCGAAAAGAAGACCGUCACCGUCACUGCUGAUGAGGGUCCACGUCACGGAACUACCUUCGAGUCUCUAUCGAAGAUUCGUCCAGCUUUCCCACAGUUCGGCGAUAAGUCGACCGGUGGUAACAGCUCCCAGGUUACCGAUGGUGCUGCUGCCCUCCUUCUCAUGAAGCGAUCGACAGCACAGAAGCUCGGCCAGCCAAUCUUGGCCAAGUAUGUCUACAGCACAGUUGUUGGUCUUGCUCCCAGAAUCAUGGGUAUCGGUCCAUCUGUCGCCAUCCCCAAACUCCUCUCCAAGCUUAACUUGACCAUCAAGGAUAUCGAUGUCGUUGAGUUGAACGAGGCUUUCGCUUCCAUGGCCGUCUACUGCCUCAACAAGCUCGAGAUCCCACACGAGAUCAUGAACGUCCGUGGUGGAGCCAUCGCAUUGGGACAUCCAUUGGGUGCCACCGGUGCCCGACAAGUUGUCACCGGUCUAUCGGAGUGCAGAAGGACAGGGAAGAAGCUUCUUUUGACCAGUAUGUGCAUUGGCAGCGGACAGGGUAUGGCUGGUUUGUUCGUCAACGAGGCUUAG